Carassius auratus (goldfish) is the source of this 2864-nucleotide messenger RNA. RefSeq names its product peptidoglycan recognition protein 2 (gene pglyrp2). The transcript has 4 exons. The record is from RefSeq and is a predicted model, not a curated record. Gene Ontology annotation, molecular function: N-acetylmuramoyl-L-alanine amidase activity; zinc ion binding. Gene Ontology annotation, biological process: peptidoglycan catabolic process. The coding region runs from base 648 to 2105 and encodes 485 amino acids. NCBI's taxonomy places the organism in Eukaryota, Metazoa, Chordata, Actinopteri, Cypriniformes, Cyprinidae.
CUUACUAUAAAAAAAAAAUAAAAAUAGUAUGCCCUAUACAGUACAUACUGAACAGUAUUCAGUAAGUAGUAAGCAAGUUUUCCAGUAACAGCUUUAGCCUUUUCAUCUAAAAAUUUGCUGCUACUUUAAAUUUCAAUGCUUUUGCUUCUCUUGGCCGCAAGAGGGAACAAUUUCUUCUAAUCAAGAAAUCCAGCUACAAAAAGUUUCUCCGCUGGCUGUUACUAAAUAAAGAUGGCUAUAGUCAUUAGGUAACUGCAGGCACAUGUGCAACAACUAACUUCUUUGCAGUAUCUAGCCAUGACCUUUACCUCCUUUAUUUCCAGUAACUCUUCCUUCCAUAACAAACAGAACAGCAGAUCUGUCAGUCACUGCCAUCAAAAAAUCAAUAUUUGUAGUUCAAUUCAGAUUAUGGUGAAGACCUUUACUCACAACGGAGUACAAACAUACAUACUAGUACAACCUCAAACAUGCAAUCCCACUGAAGCAACACAAAAACAUGUUUUUCACGAUGGAAUACGCCACCUGGCUAACAUUAAAUUGCAGAAUUUGAAGUGUCCUGCCUUCAGUGUUUCACCAUAUGUACAAAAACUCUUACACUGUAUUCAAAUCAAGCACCUAGGACCAAGACAUAGCUUUUAGUACUGAUAAUGACACCAGGAGCACUGUGGAUUUUUACCAUGUCUGGGAUAUGUAUAGUCAUUGAGAGCUCAGUUACAGCAGUUCAUCUGAGGAACAUGGAGCACUUCAUAACUGCUGUUACACACUUAGAAGAUUCAAACCCAGGACUAAGUCCACUGGCUUCAGUGACAAGUCUACGCAAAAUUGCAGACCAAAGUGAUAGUCUCACACAUGACUUUGUGGGGUCAUCUGACAAUCAAGGUGAUAUUCACUAUAUAAACAACAGUUUUAUCAUAGGGCAGAUGAAUGUAAACCACAAUCUCUCCAAUUUCCUGGACGAAGUCACUCAUCAUUUCAUAACAAGGGAUCAUGAUGAGAGGGGAGUUGUUUUGACUCCUGAUGGCACGACGGUUGCCCUUGCUCCUCUCCUUUUAGGUCUUGAAUAUGGGCUACAGGCUAACGAAGACCGUAACCAGCCUCAUGGUUUCUACUUACUCCCACUUGCCAAGUACUUAGGCAUGUCCUUUCUGCAGUUUGGGAAUGCAACUCCACCUGAGCCACUUGGCCCGGAUGGUUGUUGGGACAGUGUAUCUGCUCCCAUGGUUUAUACUCUUUCAGGAGUGCCAUCCUUGGCCACCGAUGCUCUGGUUCAUGGUGGAAUGGAUGGAGCCGUACUUGGGAAACAUCUUUCUGUUGUUAACUGCUCCGAAGUCAAUUUAAGCACACUACUAAGGAGCUACUACUUAGGGACUAUGGAAGAGUUGGAUUAUGAUUUGAGUAAUCAUCUGAGAGGUCGCUAUCGGAGACAGAAUUUUAAAAAUAUCACAAAUUUAUCACUGCUUCAAGAGAAAGUAGCAGAUGCACUACAUAUGCAUCAACAAAAAGGAGACAUCAUUGUUGAGAGUCUUAUAGAAAAUGGAAUUAAAGAGUUUAUGCUACGUUAUGUGGAAUGUCCUGCCAUCAUUCCAAGAUGUAUGUGGGGAGCAGCACCACCCCUGGUUCCUCUCGACCCUCUGUCUCCACCCCUGCCAUUUCUAUAUAUUCACCACACAGCGAUUCCCAGCAAACCCUGUCUAAGCCUGCAGAUGUGUUCCAAAAAUAUGAAGGCAAUGCAACAUUUCCACCAAAAGCAGCGGGGCUGGUACGACAUCGGUUACAGCUUUGUUGUUGGGUCUGAUGGCUACAUCUACGAAGGACGAGGUUGGAUGUCAGUAGGGGCUCAUACUAAAGGACGCAAUACUGUUGGGUAUGGUGUUGCUUUCAUCGGGGACUACACUGCUCAUUUACCUGCCCAACAUGACAUGGAGCUAGUGCACCAUCAUCUGGUCAAUUGCGGAGUGAGCAAAGGAUUUCUGAAGGAGAAUUUUACCAUUCUGGGUCAUAGACAAGUGGUAGCAGGCACAAAAUGUCCAGGGGAGUCUCUGUAUUCUGAGAUAACAACCUGGGAACACUACAAAGUAUGUAGGAUGCUAAACUUAGAAAUGUGAACGUUUAAUCCUGUCAUCCAAAACAACACAUUUAUCUGUGACUGUAACAUGUUGUUCACAGGAAACGGAUCCUUUUAAGUAACAACGAGGACAUCUACUGUCACUGACAUGACAUGACUGAAGCCACAACAAUGAAACCCACUAAUUAGUAUGAAAAGUAUUCUUAAUUUUAAAUACACAUUCAGUUUUAAAUAUAAUUUAGAUGUUAGAAGGUUGGCAUUUAAAUGUUAUUAGCAUAAAAAGGCCAUUAGCAUUACUCAGUACAUUGGUUGGAAGUCUGUAUGAAACCUUGAAAUGUUACUGUACCGAAUGUAAGUGAGAAUUACGUGUGAAAAAAUAAACAAGGUGAUCUCUAAUCCUACAUGUUGAGUUUUGUGUGUGACAGUUUGAAGGAAAAAUUACUUUAGUCUUUACCACGACAGGAAGUGGUUUUCACAGAAGGCCCCAGAGUGAGACAGGAAGUGCUGCUGUUUUGACAGGAAAUUUAACCGUCACUGAACAAAACAAGCAGUUAUUUAGGUUAAACUGUCAACUCUGAUCAUAUUUAAAAAAAAACAACAACAAAAAUCUAAUCUUCAUCAUGUUAUGCUACAAUGAUCAUAAGAAUUUUUCCAGUCACAACCAUACCAGUUCAUUCAAACUCAAAUGUAAUGUUUGAGAACAAAACAUGACCAAAUUAAAUAUCAUGCUCUCUAGAUUUACCAUAAAUAGGAAUAAGGUAAAGAACAUAGCACUAUCAUUUUGCUCUAGUUGGGGCAG